Sebastes umbrosus (honeycomb rockfish) is the source of this 957-nucleotide messenger RNA. Its product is annotated as glutathione S-transferase A-like. Lineage: Eukaryota; Metazoa; Chordata; Actinopteri; Perciformes; Sebastidae. Bases 93 to 764 code for a protein of 223 amino acids. The transcript has 6 exons. The record is from RefSeq and is a predicted model, not a curated record.
GACAUCUGACACAUUCAAGCUGCACUCCGUCUCCCACCACUCACAACUCCAGGUGCUUUCACUCUCAGGUGCAGCAGUUUCACUCUACAACCAUGACCGCCAAGGACGUGACUCUGCUGUGGGGCUCCGGCUCUCCUCCCUGCUGGAGGGUCAUGAUCGCUCUGGAGGAGAAGAACCUGCAGGGCUACAACCAGAAACUGCUCUCCUUUGAGAAAAUGGGGCACAAGUCAGCUGAAGUCCUGGCCAUGAAUCCCAGGGGACAGCUGCCUUCCUUCAAAUAUAAAGACUACAUCCUGAAUGAGUCCUACGGUGCCUGCAUAUACCUGGAGAACCAGUUCAAGUCCCAGGGAAACAAGCUGAUCCCUGACUGCCCAGCUGAGCAGGCACGGAUGUUCCAGCGCAUGUUUGAGGGUCAAGCGUUGAGCCAGAAAUCGGGGGAGGUCAUCUACUACACCUGGAAGGUGCCGGAAGACGAGAGACACGACUCUGCCAUUAAGAGAAACAAAGAGGCUCUGACAGCUGAGAUCAAGCUGUGGGAGGGAUACCUGCAGAAUGUCUGUUUCCUGGCAGGAAAGACCUUUUCACUUGCUGAUGUGAUUGUUUUCCCAAGCAUCGCUUAUCUCUACCGUUUUGGGUUAUGUGAAGAGCGUUACCCUAAACUGGCAGCUUACUAUAACAAACUGAAGGCCAGAACCAGCAUCGCAGCCAGCUGGCCGCCUACCUGGAAGGAGACCCCGGGACAAGACCUACUGAAAGACAUCUGAGAUUCAAACACACAUCGGCUGACACACUGGAACUGUUCCUGUUGUGUAAUAUGUAACCGCUCCUUGCAUUGCACUAAUGCAUUUUUAAGAAAUAUGCAUUUGCUGUCAAUUUCAUACACAAUUUGUUUGUGACUUAAACUGCAGAUUAUUCUUUUUCGUGCUGUAAACAAAAACAAUAAAAAUUAAUUUUCAA